This is a messenger RNA of Didymodactylos carnosus, 1278 nucleotides long. Lineage: Eukaryota; Metazoa; Rotifera; Eurotatoria; Philodinida; Philodinidae. The record is from the annotation of a GenBank genome assembly.
AUGUUAGGUUUAAAUAUUAAUGGACAUAUUUUAUUUCUAACCCGGUUUAUACGUUUAUUCAGCUAUGGAUUUUUAUCCGUUGGUUUAUUAUUAUAUUUAACUGAAGUUGGAUAUUCACAGUCACAAAUUGGAGUUUUGUUUACUGGAAUAUUAAUUGGAGACCUUGUUAUCACUCUCUUUCUAACAACAAGAGCUGAUAGAUUCGGUCGUAGAAAUAUUUUAAUCGUUGGAGCACUAUUGAAAAUUGGUGCGGGACUCACUUUUGCAUUUGUUGAUAGCUUUGCAGCGCUAUUACUAGCAGGUACUAUUGGUAUUAUUAGUCCUACAGGUGGUGAAAUAGGACCAUUUUUAGCUAUUGAACAGGCUUGUUUAACUGAAUCUAUGAAUGAUCCUGAGCAGAUAACAAAAAUCUUCGGUUACUACAAUUUUGCUGGAUAUUUUGCUCAAGCAUUCGGCGCAUUAUCAUCAGGUUACAUGAUUACAAUGAUGAUGAAUAUUCAUGGAUACCUAGCAUUAACAGCAUAUCGAGCUGUUCUGAUUGGUCAUGCUGUAUUUGGUGGCCUAAAACUGGUUUUAUAUUCAUUUUUAUCUCAUUCAAUAGAACCAGCGGUACAAGCUCGGGACCUCCUUUCAGCUCAAAAAAAUUGGUGGUUCACUAAGUUUGGCUUACACAGAAAAACAUCUGUCACAAUUGUUACAAAAUUAUCAGCAUUAUUUACAUUGGAUGCUUUUGCGGGAGGAUUUGUAAUGCAAACAAUUAUUGUUUAUUGGUUUCAUGAAACAUAUCAUAUUGAUACUGAUCUUCUAGGAUUAAUGAUGAUGGGAGUCAAUGUACUCGCUGGUAUCUCUGCACUAGCAGCUACACCAUUAGUUCAUAAGAUUGGUGCUGUUAACACUAUGGUGGUUACUCACUUUCCCAGUAAUCUAUUUUUAAUUCUCGUUCCAUUAAUGCCUAAUCAGCGCUUAGCAGUCAUAAUGUUAUUAAUUCGUUUUUGUAUUUCGCAAAUGGAUGUUCCAGCUCGUCAAACUUAUAUUGCGACUGUCGUCGAUGCUGAUGAACGUUCAGCUGCUGGUGGUAUAACUAAUAUUGUUCGGAGUGUUGGAUUAAGUUUAAGUCCUCUCAUUGCUGGUUAUCUAUUGAAGGAUCCUUCUAACACAUUACUCUUCUCUCUGCCAUUUAUUAUUUCUGGCACAUUAAAAUGUUUAUACGACAUAUUAUUAUAUUUAUCAUUUCGAUUUUCUGCUCCGGUCUCAGUUAGUAUAACUGAGAAGAAAUAA